AGAUUUGAGGCCUGAUCCAGCCAUCAUUACAACACUAUGGAGGUUUUGCUUCUGCUGGUACUGACCUAACAUCGUCAACAAUCUCAAUGAACAGCAUCCAGUUUGAUUGGAAAAACUCACCUCGUGUAUGCCCAUGUGAGUGUGGGUGUAUUCACGAGUGUGAGGCCCUUUUUCCUUAAUUCAACUUUUCUGCAAAUGGAGCACUUGUGGAUGCCUGGUUGUACUUCCCAGGCUUUAAAAAAGUCUUUUUCCGGUCAAGUGAAUCGCCAGAGUCAGCAACCCCUUGGGCACCGUUUAGGAAUUCCCCGCAAACCGAAGAGGCUGUGGAAAGGCAACUAGAAGAAAUUUAUUUCAUUUGGCAUGUUGCCUCUUUUAUAGGUUGAGGAUGCGAGCGUGAGGGAUGGGCGAGAGUCGAAGCGAGUGAGGGGAAAAACCGAUUGGAAUCACUAUUGGAAAACCCAACACCAAUGCGAGUCAACGAGAGUCGGCAGCCCAAAAGGCACCGAGGCCACGACCGACUUGAACUGUACGUGAAAGGGGAAUAACUUCAACAAAGGAAAAGUCUAGAAGGAGACGGGUUAUUGCUCCUUUCGUUACGACAAGUUUCCUAGAGGCGUGCAGAUUGGAAUGUUUGCUGGUGGAAUUGAGCUGAAACCGGCCAACUUUGGAAUCGCGAAAUGAAUUUUUCGCGAUGGAUGAUCAUAACGUGGCGUGAUCAAGUGAACUGAUCCUUAUCGUGUUAAAACUGACAAUUUGUCGAACAUUGAAAUCUCCAUUGUGAUGUUGGACUUGGGACAGGGAUCGGUGAACAUCGUGACGGUGAAGUCGGCCAUCGAAAAAUCUGCCUGGCGGGAAGCUUCGUGGCCAUUUCGUCACCUGUGAUAUCGUCCAUCACCUACAAGAUCAAGGGCCUUCCCCAAUCCAGAAUGGACGCAGCUGGAACUAGGACUGCGAGUUGGAUCUGGGCCCAAUCCAACGUCCGGCUGUCUCGACGACGACCGCUGAUUUCAAAUUUCAAGACAGAUUUGCAUGGCUCUCUGACGAUGACAGUUGAUCGAGCAACUUGUUGUCUGUCAGCAAAUCAGCAAGAAGACAUUUGCGGUCGCAAAAAUUGCACUUUUACUUGUACGGAACCGGAGCCUUCGAUUCCUGAACUUGAAAGCGAUCCAGCGAAUUUCAAUCGUGACAGGGCCUUUUUUAUUGAAACCUCUGGCAGCGGUGGCUUGAGCGUUCGACAGGCUUGCGCGGUCGAGUCACUUGCCUUGCACAACCCAAACCUGACGGUCUACGUCCUUUUCGUCAACGUCAAAAUCAACACCAGUCUAGACACUGUGCAGGAACUCGAGAAAAAGUACAACAACGUCCACCUAAUCAGCAUCAAUUUGGAUGAUUACAUGGCCGGAACAGCGCUAGAGCAUUGGUAUCACUGUUCCGAUUGGAGAAAUGGAUUUUACGUCAACAAUUUGAGUAAUGGACUUCGUUUGCUGACUCUGUCCAAAUACGGCGGAUAUUAUUUCGAUCUCGACAUCAUUUCCGUGCGACCCGUUACGUACUAUCGCAAUUUUGUUGCCGCUCAGGAUGGAAACGAUAUCAAUAACGAUGUGAUCCAUGCGGAUUUAAAUAACCCUGUAAUUCAACUGGCCAUCAAAGACUUUAUCAUCAACUUUAAACCAGAUGUUUGGGGACACAACGGUCCUUCUAUGAUUUUACGCGUCUUGCAAAAUUGGUGCAACGUUGGCAAUCUAACGUCGAUGGAUUACGUCACAUGUCGGGGAUUUAAUGUUCUGCCGACAUCGUCAUUCCAUCCAGUUCAUUAUUCCAAGAUGAAUGAAUUGUUCAUCCGGCGAAUGGCCAACGAAACGGAUACGCUAUCCGAUUGGUUGACUGAGAAAGUGAUCGGAGUUCACAUUUGGAACAAGUUGAGCAAAGACCAGCCGAUUUACAAGAAUUCGACGCAGGACUACAAUCGACUGGCUCGAGAUCAUUGUCCUGCCAAUUUUGCCAUUGCCCCGGAAACUUUUUAACGUCUACAUAUUUUAAAAAGCGAAAUUAGUUUUUAUUAUGUAAAAUGUCGCUCUGGGAUAUACACACGUUAAGUUUGAAA
Messenger RNA from Daphnia pulex (common water flea), 2104 nucleotides. RefSeq names its product lactosylceramide 4-alpha-galactosyltransferase-like. Bases 927 to 2024 code for a protein of 365 amino acids. The record is from RefSeq and is a predicted model, not a curated record. Gene Ontology annotation, molecular function: hexosyltransferase activity. The transcript is spliced from 8 exons. Gene Ontology annotation, biological process: glycosphingolipid biosynthetic process. Lineage: Eukaryota; Metazoa; Arthropoda; Branchiopoda; Diplostraca; Daphniidae.